AUGCCAACGAUGGAGCGCUUUUCGUAUAUCUCUCCCAUAAGCCGACUUACAGAUCUCACUGUCUCGACCGCGGAUAGACUGGCCCUGCAGCGGACUUCGACAUUAGCACCGCCUCAUCCUGGCCUAGCAAAAUGGCCAUACGAGUCGACUGACGAGCUGCCGCCUGUUCCACGACUACCGAACCGCGUUUCUUGUAGCACCUGCUCAUAUGGCCCGCGAGGCAACAAGCCUCCAGCAUCUGCAACCAAGGCAACGGCAAUUCCUUUUCGUCCGGGAACGCGCUUCUACCUGACGUUCACGGCUUUGUCUGCUCUGGCUUUGGUUGUUGCUCUGGAUGGCACAACCAUGUCCGUGGCCAUGCCGGCUAUCGCGAACGCCGUGCAUGGCUUAACGACAGGCGUGAUCUGGGCCACGACGGGCUUUCUUAUUGCAUCCACCGUGUUCCAGCCAGUCUACACAGCCUUCAGCGAAAGCUUUGGCAGCAAAAAGUUGGCUAUUCUUUCUGUGCUCCCCCUACUAGCUGGGACCCUAGCGACAGGGCUUGCAAAGGAUAUGACGACUCUUCUUAUAGGUCGCUCAAUACAAGGCGUUGGCGCUGGCGGUGUAACAGCACUCACAGCAAUCCUCGUUAACGACCUGAUCCCUUUGCAACAUCGCGGCCAGUGGAUUGGGAUCCUCGGUGCUGUGUGGACCGCCGGGUCCACGUUUGGUCCAGUCCUUGGCGGAGCUCUUGCCAGUGAUGAGCUCUGGCACUGGAUGUUCCUAGUCACAUUACCUCUCAUUGCAGCAAGCUUCAUGUCGAUCGUCAUCUUCUGCCAAGCGAAGCCAUCGACCACGAGCUUCGUGAGUGGCGUCAAAGACGUUGACUGGGUGGGCUCAAUCGUUUUUGUGGCAAGCAUCAUCACUAUAUUGGUGCCCUUGACAUGGGGUGGGGUGACUUACGACUGGUCCAGCUGGCGAGUUCUGACACCGAUGGGCUGCAGCGCGGCGGGAUUCAUUAUACUGUUCUAUCACGAACGCUAUGUCGCGAAGCAGCCCAUCAUUCGCGGAGAGAUCUUCGCUAAUCGCACUACCAACAUUGCAUACAUCACUACCGCUAUACAUGGCAUGAUACUCUGGACUCUACUAUACUACCAACCGCUCUACACAGAAGGCGUCCGGAGCUUUCGUCCUGUUGUGGCAGGAGUAGCUCUGUUCCCGACUACUUUCACGGUUAUGCCGAUGGCGAUCGCUACAGGUCUGGCUAUCGGCAAGCUGGGACGCUGGCGAUGGUCCGUCUGGAGUGGUUGGGGUGUGACCGUGCUGGGUACGGGAAUGCUCUGCGCACUCGAUACGAAUACGCAGAUUGUGCAGGUCGUGCUGACUGACUUGAUACUUGGUGUUGGAUUGGGCUCUCUCUUCCCCGCGCUACAAUACCAACUACAGUCCGCCACAAUGAGCAAGCAUUUGGCAUCUGCAGUCGCAAUGUUCUCUUUCUUCCGUGGCCUCGGGCAGACCCUGGGCGUCGCCAUCAGCGGUAACGUCUUCCAGAACGCACUAUCAGCUCGGCUGGCUAAAGAGCCAUUGUUCGCUGACAGAGCACAAGAGCUAGCGAAGAAUGCUAUCGACAUUGUCAAAUGGCUGCAGACCGCGCAAACAGGCGAUGAGAAGGCCAUCAUGCGCCAAGCAUUCACGAAUAGCAUUCGUGUAGUCUACAUCGUCAUGGCUGCUCUUGCUGUUGUAGCCACCUUCUUAAGCAUCUUCAUCCAGCACUACAAUCUGGAUCGGCCGCUUGAUACCGAACAGUAUGUGUGGGAAGUGGAGCCUGAGGAUAAACAAUUACCGAAAGGCAUACUGAAGACCUGA
This is a messenger RNA of Recurvomyces mirabilis, 1845 nucleotides long. RefSeq lists its product as uncharacterized. Gene Ontology annotation, cellular component: plasma membrane. NCBI's taxonomy places the organism in Eukaryota, Fungi, Ascomycota, Dothideomycetes, Mycosphaerellales, Teratosphaeriaceae. Bases 1 to 1845 code for a protein of 614 amino acids. The record is from RefSeq and is a predicted model, not a curated record. The transcript is spliced from 3 exons. Gene Ontology annotation, molecular function: transmembrane transporter activity. Gene Ontology annotation, biological process: transmembrane transport.